This is a messenger RNA of Sphaeramia orbicularis (orbiculate cardinalfish), 2121 nucleotides long. RefSeq names its product polymerase (DNA directed), delta 2, regulatory subunit (gene pold2). Gene Ontology annotation, biological process: DNA replication; DNA strand elongation involved in DNA replication. The record is from RefSeq and is a predicted model, not a curated record. The coding region runs from base 276 to 1691 and encodes 471 amino acids. Gene Ontology annotation, cellular component: delta DNA polymerase complex. The transcript is spliced from 11 exons. NCBI's taxonomy places the organism in Eukaryota, Metazoa, Chordata, Actinopteri, Kurtiformes, Apogonidae. Gene Ontology annotation, molecular function: DNA binding.
UGAUAUUUAUGUAAAUAUUUUCUCCCAAGUUGCUAAUUUAUCUCACAAAUUAUAUUUCAUAGUGUUUUUUGUUAUAUCGAUAUAUUCGAUGAGGCAUUUUCUUGCCCUAUGUAGUUUCUCGCGAGAGUUUGUGACGUCAUUGAAAAAAAUAGGACGAGUGAUUUCGCGGGAAUUGGUGUGUUUUCUCGACGAAAAAGAGCAACACGGACGUUAUUUCUGUUUAACAUAAUACUCAGCUUUAUUCAGGUGACAAUAGACGAUUACUUAAAAGAGUCAUGUUUUCCGAGCUAAGCGCCCAGAAGGAAGGCUCUUCCCUGCUCUGUCGCCCGGCAUCUGAGGACCAGGUGGCGGUGUUUGAAAGGGUAUCUCCGGCUUACAGUCCCUGCUCUGAGUGCUAUGGAGUUGGAGAAAGGAGCUUCAGUCGUCAGUAUGCUCAUAUUUAUGCAGCACGGCUCAUGCAGAUGAGGCCCUUAUUAACAGAGAGGGCUCAGCACAAGUGGGGAUCAGAUGUACUUAUUAGGAAGCUGUGUGAUCUUCAGACAGGAGAACAGUGUUGCAUUGUGGGAACUUUGUUCAAGCGUAUGGAGUUGCAGCCAUCAAUCCUGAAGGAGAUCAGCGAGGAGCACAAUCUCCUGCCUCAGCCUGCACGAGUCAAAUACAUCAGCGAGAAUGAUGAGCUGAUCCUGGAAGAUGAACUCCAGAGAAUCAAACUAGAGGGCAAAAUAGACAGAGACAAGUGUGUCACAGGUAGUGUUAUUGCAAUAUAUGGAGCUGAAACGAAUGAUGGAAAAUUCACAGUAGAGGACUUUUGCACAGCUAGUCUUCCACUGCAAACUGCAAGACCUACACUCGCCUCUGACAAGUUUGUGCUCCUGGCCUCAGGACUUGGUCUAGGCAGUACUCAUGCCGACAGCAUGCUGGGGCUACAGUUGUUGAUUGAUAUGGUAACUGGUCAGCUGGGUGACCAGGGGGAGCAGAGAGGGGCAGCUACAAUUUCCAGGGUUUUACUGGCUGGAAACCUAUUGAGUCAAAGCACCCAGGAUAAGGAUGCAUCAACAAAGCCAAAGUACCUUACAAAGAAGACUCAGGCUGGCAGUGUGGAGGCGAUGCGUCUGCUGGAUGAGCUGCUGCUUCAGCUGGUGACCUCUGUUCCAGUGGAUGUAAUGCCUGGCCAGUAUGACCCCACCAACUACACCCUCCCACAGCAGCCCCUCCACCGCUGCAUGUUCCCUCUGUCCUCUGUGUAUCCCACAAUGCAGCGGGCCUCCAACCCAUACCAGGCUAACAUUGAUGGAGUGAGGUUCUUGGGCACGUCAGGCCAGAAUGUAAGUGACAUUCAGAGGUACAGCAGCAUGAACAGUCACCUGGAAAUACUGGAAGAAACACUGCGGCUAAGACACCUGGCCCCUACUGCACCUGAUACUUUAGGUUGCUACCCAUUUUAUCAAAAAGAUCCCUUUAUCCUGGAAGAAUGUCCCCAUGUUUAUUUCAGUGGCAACGCCCCCUGCUUUGACUCCAAGCUCAUUAAAGGUCCAGCUGGACAAGAAGUCCUUUUGGUAACUAUCCCAGAGUUCAGCAGCACUCAAACAGCAUGCCUCGUCAAUUUACGCACUCUUGAAUGCGAGCCAGUUAGCUUCUCUGCCUUCUCCAAUGAAGAGGAUGAAGAGAGCGAGAUGAACAUCAGUCACUAAGGGUUAACAUCCUCACACAAAAAGAUGACAGUUAUCGGACACUACUCGUAUACGUUAACACCACUUGAGCACUGAGCCAAAAAUGAGUCUUUUGUAGUCUUCACAGUUUUACAGCUGGUUUCUCAGUAGUCUCAUUACAAAACCCAACGGUGCUUAAGGAAAGACACAUGCUGUUUGUUAACAAGCCUUUAUUUGAAAAAUAACUCUACCUCAGCUGUGUCUGAGGAAACAUCAUGACAGAAAACUCCAUUUCCUCUCCUGUUACCAACUUUGAACAAAUGCUUUUUAUCAGACCUUCAGUGAUUCCUGUUCAUACUGUAAAAAUCUGUCACAAAUGAAGAUGGUGUAAAAAAUAAUCAACUGUUGUGAAGUAAAACAUGUCAUGAUUUUAAUGUGCAUCCACAAUAAAGAUCUCUUUAUGAAGCAAAAA